This is a messenger RNA of Daldinia loculata, 1923 nucleotides long. RefSeq lists its product as uncharacterized. The record is from RefSeq and is a predicted model, not a curated record. The transcript is spliced from 11 exons. Lineage: Eukaryota; Fungi; Ascomycota; Sordariomycetes; Xylariales; Hypoxylaceae. Bases 1 to 1614 code for a protein of 537 amino acids.
AUGGCUUCGCUUCUGCUAUUUAGGGAUGGCACGCCUUCGCUAUCGGUUCCAUCCCCUAGGCCGCUCGCUGGCACGGUUAUUGCAGUGAUCCUAUCAUUCGCUGCUAUUACUAUUCUAUCAUGCUUCAUCACACAACGGGCGCUUGCCGUAAAGACAUGGUCGCGUCUAUCGCUUGUCACGUUAUUGGUCUUCGCAAUUUAUGUCGAUUCCUGGGCCUUCGUGUUCGGGUCGAGUAUUGUCGACUACGGCAUAGGCGUCGACUCGAACUUAGGCGUCUGCUCGGCGGCCAUUUUGCUGUGCUUGUUCUUCUAUGUAACGACUAAAUUAAUCUAUAUUUUCCAGGUCGAAAAAGCUUUUCUACUUCAGGGCGGCACGAAACGACGGGUCGAGUCUAAGCUCUACAUUUUCAACUUGUUUGGUGUGCUCACUAUAUUUGCGGUUAUAUGUAUUUUGACUUUCAUCUACCGUACAGCGCAAAUGAACAAGGGACAGUGUAUCAUUGGAAUGGAGAAACAGGCUCUGAUACCUCUCAUAGCACUUGAGACUGUGGCAAAUGUCUAUAUCAUGGCGCUAUUAUUGAAUCCGCUAUGGAAUAUCUACUCGCUCAAGGGCGCCUCUAACGCACCGGCCAACCCCCCUGGUCUACGCUUGGCAGCAAUACGGACCUUCGUUGGCGCUCUAUUUACUACUACCUCAACUAUAGUAAACCUUAUAGUUCUUAUGGUGCUCAACGGUGAGCCUGGUUGGAUUUUCCUCGCGUGUUGUAAUGCGGAUAUCCUAUUCUCUGCGUUGAUUAUCCAAUGGGUCAUAUCACGCGACGAUAAUAAUACCAUCGCCUCCUCUUCCCCUACUUCCAACCCCCCCGACAGCCAAGCCACGUAUCGUCCGCCCCCGCGCACACCAUCGCUUCCUAGUCGGCGCAGCCAGAAACGCGCCAUCUCGCUACCGUUGAAAACGACUAGUACCUCGCAGUACGAGCACAUCUUCGGGGAAAUCGAGCCCGAGACCGAGACCGACGUCGUGAGUGCGAGCAGCGUGUCUAAGCACAAGGCCGGGUCCUCGCGCUUCGAUGAGGAUAACGAUGGUUUCCACACCCCUAUCAUCUACGACGGCCUAGAGGGCGAUAUCAGCGAUGGAGCUAGGAACGAGAGAGCAACCAGCAGCAUCUGGACAAGCCCACCACCACCACCAUCUGCAGGAGCGGACGCAAGGGCGGACGGCCGAGAUUCAGGCAAAUCGCUUACUUCUACCCAAACCCCCACGCACGAAGGUCCCUCUGCUGUCUCGGCAGCGGUGGCCGCGGACCUGGAGCGGAUACGCCGGUAUCGGGGCCGGCGGACGAAUUGGUCCUCCACUACCGCCACGACCUCCACGCCACCGCCGCCGCCGACGUCGACAUCGAUAACGUCAAGGUCGCACAGCCCCGCACCAGUACCACGAGCAUCACGAUCGCGGCCAGCGGCGCGCGGGAGCGGGAGCGGGAGCGUGCGCGAGUACUACAUUAGCCAGCUGGACUUCGAAGAAGGAGGGGACGCGGGGUCGCGAUGGCACGAGCUCAUCCAAACCGAAGAAGAGGGGCGCGGGGAGAACGGCGAGAGGGUGGGUUGGAUCUAAUUAAUUUGGAAACGCGAAAGACCAAAAAAAAAAAUUGCAAUCAGUCAGUCAGUCAGUCAGAGCGAAAGGAAAAAAGGGGGGAGUAGGCAAAAAGCAUGUGAUCUAUGUGAUGACCCGCGAUACGCUCGCAUAAUUCGGAACCAAAAGCAUAUGCGGCAUAAUUGACAGAAAGAGAGGGGGAAAGUCGGUGCUUAGAUCAUGGUUGGCAACCUGCACCUAUCUAUAAGAAUUUCGCAUGACCUGGUUCCGUGUUUAUAUUAUAGUCUCGGGGUUAUAUACGUUAGGUAUGUUAGGUAGCUAAGGUUAUGU